Molecule: messenger RNA, 2965 nt
Organism: Leptopilina boulardi
Lineage: Eukaryota; Metazoa; Arthropoda; Insecta; Hymenoptera; Figitidae
Product: cilia- and flagella-associated protein 206-like
Exons: 14
Coding region: 192-2069 (625 amino acids)
Biological process (GO): regulation of cilium beat frequency
Cellular component (GO): ciliary basal body; axoneme
Source: RefSeq, a predicted model, not a curated record
UUUGCUUAUUUCAUUUGUUUGCAUUGUUGCAUAGAAAAAUUUUCAUGGCUUAUGUUUAGUGUAUUGUGUCAAGUGUCAUUUUAAAAGGAUUAUCAAGAAAAAGUCACCUAAGGAUCUUCUACUACAAAUAUAGGAUUACCAUCAAUUUGCAGCAACGGUGAUAUUGAAAAAAGGUAUUUGCUUCAUUCACAAUGGAUUUGAUAAAAAAGGAUUUAAUAGAAACGAUCACUAAAGAAUGUAAAAAAAGAGAUAUUGACGUAUCAAGUGAUUUAGUGUCCUUUCUAUUGUGCUUGACAUUAUUAAAUCCAGAAUAUUCAAUUGAAAAAAGUGAUGAGAGGGAAAUUUUAAAAGUUGUAUCAGUUUUGGUGAAAAAUUUACUAGACCAAAAUAAACCGCAUUUGGUCACUAUUAAAAUUCAACUUUAUUUCGCAAAACACUAUUUUGAUAGAGAUGAAAUUAUCAAAAAACACAGAUUACGACUUCAUGAGAAGACAGCUUCUCUUGUUAGGGAAAUUUGCGAAACAAAAAAAUUAGAUUCCGAUAGAGAUAUGGAAAAAUUGUAUCAAAAAAUUUUAGUGGUAAUUACUCUAUUGAGUGGCUUAGGAAAUCCAACAGUUCCUUCUGUUCUCAGAGAAGUGUCACUGGCCUUACAGAGUGUUUAUCAGCCUUCGGAAUUGUCGCGUUAUAUAACUUUACAAAAGGAAGAGAAAGAGGAGCAAUUGAUGGAAUUAAUGUGUAUUGUAGCGGGCAUUCGUCUCUUUAAUAGAGAUUGUGAACGAGGAGGAGAAGGAAUCGAUGAUUUGCCAAGUAUUUUACAAGAAGCUAUCAAAAAAACACAAUUAUCGAUUAUGGAACUUUUGGAACAACUUAUGCAACGAAUUUAUAAAUUUACUUCAGCUAUUGAAAAUAAUAUUCAAAUUGAAUUAUCUGAUGAUGAGGAAAUUUGUUCCGAUAAUGAUAAUAAAAAAUUAACUAAUUCAUUUACCAAUGAUGAUAUUCAGUGGUCCAUUCAAAUGCUUGCGGCUCUUCGUCAACAGGAAAUUUACAUCAGAAAAAUUUUGUGCGAUAUUGAAAAUUGUGAAAAUGAAUUAAAAAACAUUUUGGAACGAUUAAAAACACGAUUUAUUAAACUUCAUGAAACAGUUCGUUAUAGAACAGCAAUUCCAACAUCUCAGGUUUAUCCACAAUUUAUAGACUUGGCGGAUAUUUGGAUGAGUUUUCAGGACGAAGUGAUUGUGUUAAGUAAUAUUAAUCGUUUUCUUUGGCAAUUGCAAAGUCUUUAUGUAAAGAUUAUGAGUGUUUAUGAUGAAUGUCUUUUGAGUAAUAUGAUACAAGAUAUUCGAGUUUUAUCAGACGCUGAAAGAUUAGAAAAAUCCAUGGGCUACAUGAUAACCGAAUGUGGGGAAUGUGAACUUUUCUAUCCAAAUUCAACGAAAGAUUUUGAGAAAAUAAAUUUAGAGUUUCUUGGAUUUUGUACCUGGACAUUUGUACAAGGUAAAGGAUUUCUUUUACCCGGUAAUCCAAACAUUGGAGUUGCUAAAUGGAGAGGAAAAUAUUUUGCCUUCAGUUCUUUGAAAGCUGCUCGUAAAUUUGGAGAAAAUCCAAACAAGUGUUUAAUUGAAAUUUUGGAUUUUAUACGUAAACGUCCGGAAUAUGUUUAUCUUUUUCAAAUCUACAAUGAUGUGGAAGCUAUAAGAAAUCAAGAAAUAUUAACCGCAGAUAUUUCUCUAUUAACGGUCCAACAAGAUCAGGAAGUACAAACUGAAUUACAUAUCUUGCCAUCGCUCAUUGAUAAAAAUUAUUCAUCCAAUAUUUGGGAUUAUAGAAGAAAAGCUCUGAAAUUAGCGACAAUUUGUAAAUUAUCAACAAGAAGUACACAAACGCAAAAAUCGUAUUUUAGACGCGGAAUUGAGAGUCAAGUGGAACCACCUAAAAAUCAACAAGUUCAAACAAGAAAAGAAAACAGUACAAAUACAAAAAAAAUGCAAACUUAUAUUUUUGGUCUUCGUGGUCGACGCGAUAAUGCUCAGCAUGUUCUUACAAUAGUUGAAGACGAUCUUGAAAAAUGAUGGACUUUUUAUAACCGUUAAUCAUCAAUUUCAAAAAUCGUUCGAAAAAUGCCAAAUUUCAACUCCUUUCUCAAAAAAUUUUAAAACAAAAAAAAAUGUUAUUUUCAUAAAAAAGAAAUUCAGGUAAAAACGAAACACGAAUAAACGCACACUUAAAAAAAUGAAAGCAAUGACUUUAAUUAGACACAAAAAAUCAAUUACACUCAUGGAACAAUAUACAGAUUUGUAUUUUGUAUAAUGCAUAUUUUCUUCGUAAUGGAGAACAUAAAAAUUUUACAUGUUUAUUUUUUUUAUGACGCUAUGGUUACUAUGUAUUUAGAGUAAACAUAUUUCAUAUAUAAUAUGCAGUCAAGAAAAAAAAAAUUAAUUUUUUUUUUUGAUACACGUAUAAUAUACCAAAGAUUGAUAAAAUAUAAUGAUUACUUUUCUGUUCAUUUUUUUUUCUUUUUUUUUUUACUAGAAAUAUUGAUUUUUUUUUCAAAAACCCCUUUAUUUAUUUUGUGAUGGAAUAAAAUUUUUUUUUAAAUCAAAAGUGAUUCAAUAUUUGUUUCAUGCAUUUAUAUGUAAGAUUACAUAAAAAAAAGAAAUUAAAAAUGUCAUCAAUUCAUUUAAUUAAAAAAAAUUUGAUAAAAGGGUUUUAUGAAAAAAAAAAUUAUUUAAUUAUGCAUUAAUUGUUUAAAAUUUAUAAUCAAGAUGCCCAUGUGACAAUCACUGAAUCGAAUAUAGGCAAAACUUAAAGUUAAAUUUAUAUCCAAAACGACACAAGUUCUACACACGUGAAAAGUGCGAACAAAAAAAAAACUCGCACUUUUAAUUCGAUAAACAUUGUAUCGAUAAACAAUCACUUCAUGUACUAAGCCUUAAAUUCUUAGGUAAAUUUUUUUUUUUUUUUUUUU